This is a messenger RNA of Didymodactylos carnosus, 2967 nucleotides long. Lineage: Eukaryota; Metazoa; Rotifera; Eurotatoria; Philodinida; Philodinidae. The record is from the annotation of a GenBank genome assembly.
AUGCAAAAUGCUAAAUCGUUGUCUAAUAGAAAUAAAUCUCAUGAUAACAGUAACAGUGGGCUGACAGCAGAUUCGAAAUGUUCGACACUCCGAAUUUCUUCCAAUGAUGAAUCGGAUAAAAGUAUGUCGCCAAAUGGUGAUUUACUAUCGCAUUUACCAGCUAUACAGCAAAAAAUUGACGAAAUUCAGGAUAAACAACGAGAAAUGGAAGAUAAAAUACAUGUAAUGCAAAAAAUGACGGUUAAUCAACAAUCAUUCGACAAUUAUGUAGAACAUUAUUACAAUAAAUUACAAAAAACAGCUUUUUCAUUAACUCCAACAGGAAAAACAAAUGCGUCGAAUAUAUCACCACUAGCAGAUAUUACUGAUCAACAACCUAUGGAAGAAAUUCAAGAUGUGAUGAUAAAUAAAUCAGAUAUAUAUAUAUUUAUACAAAAUAAUCAACAAUAUUUAGAUUAUUAUACAAAUCUACAAACGUUAAAAAGCAAAUAUAUUGAAUAUCAAGAAUUUAUUGAUGAAAAAAUUAAUUUUUUUAAAACAUUUUUGUUUUGUUUAUAUACCGAUACUAGAGACUGGAAGAUAUUGGCACAUCGUCUCUAUCGUGUUGAUCGACAAAUAAAUCUUCUCAAUAAUUACCAAAUGCGUCAAUCUAUUCAACACGUUUUUAAACCAAUCUUAGAAAAUUUUAUCAAAUUUGUUAAAUAUUUAAUUAUUCUACAAGUUAAACAAGAACAAGUAUUUACCACUGUCAAUACCAUAGCUCGUGCACAGUUAUCUGAUGAUAGUAGUGAUAAUAAUAUUAAUGAAGUAGUUUCUCAUCUAACACAGGAGGACUGCAUUGAUCGUUUGAAUUCAGACAAAGAAUUGCGAACAAUGCUUUCUAUGUUGAAAAAUAAUAUUCGAGAGUUAAAAGAACUUGUUUUGAAUACGAAACAAUGUUUUGAUAUUUGUAAAACGAACGCAGAUAUAUUGGAUACACUUAUCGAUUAUAUCGAUGAUAUCAAAAUUGAUGAUAAACAUUUUAUAACUGUUCUCAAUGUUUAUGAUCAAGAACGUGCGCGUCUAAUGAAAUUAAAAUGGGAUAUUGUACAAAAGCCUGACAAGCAAGAAUUAUUUAACAUCAAACAAUAUGUCGAUAAACAGAUACAAAAACUUGUCGAAUUGAACAAGCAAAAUGCCAAACAAUUGGAAAAAAUGAUCACUAUGAAACAAGCAAACCCGGGAACAAGAAGAAUAAGAAAUUUAUUAGAAGAUGAACAAGAUAAAAGACAACAAGAACAGACACCACUCAAUAGAGGAAUAGGAAAGAAAAGAAUGAAUGUAUGGCAAAGUUCUCGCCCAUAUAUAACAUUUGAUUUGGAUAAUAUUCGAAAAUAUCAGCGACAAGCACUUCUGAGAACGCCAUGUGGAACAAUACCACUAUACCGUAGACAAGCGUGGAUUCAUCAAAUAAUUGGUCAUGACUUGGUUGACGUCUUUUCCAUUUGCAAAAAUGUUGAUAGACAUGGUCGAAAAGAAAUAAAAGGUGGACAACAUGCCAAUUCUGAAACGUUUACCACCCAGAAAGAAUUAACCAUAUUAGGCACCGAUAAUAAAUUAUAUCGAGGACGAAUUGAUUCAUGUAAAAUGGCUCUACCGCAACAAAAGAGACAUGCGAAAGUACGAAAACAAGCAGCAGGCGAUGUUCAAAUCCCAGGCACUGCACAAACGAAUGUUAGUACAGUCAAAGAGCACAAUAUUAAUUUGGAAGAGUUCGAUUUUACCAUAAGAACAUUGGCUGAUGAAUAUUUAUUUGAAUAUUUUGAUUGGCGUGCUCAAUUUGAUGAACAAGAUUUACCGAAAGAAUUGCAAGAAGAUCUGUUUCAACACUGGAAAACGGUUGUUUGUGAUGAUCGUCCAUGCACAUGUACAGGUGAAUGCGAUGAGAAGUUUUUGAAUGAUGAGGAACAGAAAACAUCGCCAAUUCGAACAAUAAAUGAUGCAGGUGAAAAGUAUGACACAAUGUGUCUGUGUAGUGAUUGUUCGUGCGAAUGUGAAAAGUAUAUAAAUGAUGGUAGUGAUGAUUCAUUAUGUAUAUGUUCAGAAUGUUCAUGCAAAUGUCUGAAAAAAUGCUCAAGAGAGUUUAGUAAUAGUGAUUCGAAACUUAGUAUUAAUGAAGAGAGUACUGUUAAUGUUCUACUUCAACAACAAAAUUCAACAUUAGAACAGCCAUCAUUGAUUUAUAAAUCAUCGUGUUGCGAUGAUUUACCAUUAGUUAAAGUUCAUCACCAAUGUGAAUGUAACGAUGUAGAAGAUGAAGAUCAGAAAUAUGAUGAAGUCGCUGAUCAAGUUAAACAGCCAGGACAAGCUACAAACCAAGAAGGCAGACUAUGUACAAAUCAUGAAGACAUUUCAAAUGUGGAAAAAACAUUUCUUAUGUCAGAAUGCUUUGAUGGAAAACGGGAUCGAUGGACAGAUCAAUUUGAUAUAUAUCAAGCUAAUGACACAUUACCUAUGGAAUUUGAUAAAUGGAUACAUUCCGUGACUAACGGUACUCACGAAUCAUGGAAUCCCACUCGAAUUCAAACAGCCCCUGUCACUUACGCUCAAGAACACGGUACUGAAUGCGUUUUUUGUGAAAAAUUAAAACUUGAUGAUCCUGCGGAAACACGCCAACGUCUAAUGAGUAAAUUAUGCAAAGAACGUGAAAAUGAAUUGAUCAAACGUGCACUAGAAGCGUCAGUAUCACACUUAAAUGAACGAAAGACAAUGGAAAUAUCCCAUCGUUCGUCGAUAAUGUUCCUUAAACGUUUUACAACAAUGACUGAACCACAAUCUUCUCCAACUUCCAUCGUGAGCUCAACUGCAUUCGAGAAAGACAGUCAAAAACAAGAGCUAAAACCUAGAAGAAAAAUGGCGAGAAAUAUUUUAAAAGAAAAAUCAUUCACGCUAAUUGGAUCAAAACCAGUUGUUAGACCGGUAGAUUGA